Messenger RNA from Grus americana (Whooping crane), 5811 nucleotides. It is a transcript of the gene TBC1D32, whose product is annotated as TBC1 domain family member 32. Bases 465 to 3623 code for a protein of 1052 amino acids. Gene Ontology annotation, biological process: non-motile cilium assembly. The transcript is spliced from 29 exons. Lineage: Eukaryota; Metazoa; Chordata; Aves; Gruiformes; Gruidae. The record is from RefSeq and is a predicted model, not a curated record.
CCUUCCUUUUACGUAACUUGGCCGACAAAGCAGAGACCACCAAGACGCGCUCUAAAGAUGGACUGCGAGAGCCGAAGAGCCUCCCUGCGCCAAAGGAGGCCGUUUCACGCCUGAAUCCGCUGCCAGAGGGCCUCUGGAGCUGCCGGCCCGCCGCCAUUCCCGCCUCCACGUCGGCCGCGCCCGUGGUCGGGGAAGCCUGCGGCGAUGGAGAGCGCUGGCGGGGGGCCGGGCCUGGUGCCAGCGAAGAGCCGAAACCCCGGGCCAAGCUGCCAUAGCAACUUCCCCACCCGGGCAGGGGAGAGCGGGCAGUGGGCUGCGGGCCCGGCCGUCCCGCGUCCCACCGGCCUCUCGCGAUGUUGCUAAGGGCCCUGUGAGACUCAGCAGCGGGCGCCGCCGGUUGCUAAGGGCCGCCGCCCGGGGAGACGCGCGGCCGCCGCUACGGGGAGGGCAGCCGCCGCCUCAAGAUGUCUCACUUCACAAGUGAAGAUGAAGCUCUGCUACAGUCUAUGCUUAGACGGUUGCUGCAGAGUGUGAAGGAAAAAAUCACUGGAGCCCCAUCAGUAGAAUGUGCGGAAGAGAUUCUUUUGCAUUUGGAGGAAACAGAUGAAAAUUUUCACAACUAUGAGUUUGUGAAAUACCUUAGACAAUAUAUAAAUAAUACUGUGGGAUCUGUGAUUGAAGAAGAAACAGAAAAAUGUACUUCUGCUCAAAAUCAGGGUGAAGUAUCCGGCUAUGACACGCUUGUCCAACGUGUUACUAAGAAGACCCGUGAAUCAAAAGAGUACAGGGAAAUGAUGCAUGCCUUGAAGAAUGUCAUGAUGGUUGUGGUAGAAUCUUUGAUUAACAAGUUUGAAGAAGAUCGGAUGCGUAAUAAGGAGCUGGAUAGUAAAACAAAGAAAGAACAUCAGAGUGGCUAUGAUACAGACAACUGUUCUGACAGUGACUCCUCAUUCAACCAAAGUUAUACGUUCAUGAGUCAAGAACAGUUGCAGCUGCUUGUAGAAAGACUUGACCCUAUUCAGCCUAAGGAAGUUCGCCAAGAAGCAUUGCAGACACUCUGCUUUGCCCCUCCCUCUGAUAUACUGAACUCUGAGAGUUGGCCAAAUCUGCGUAAGCAUCUAACGAUGUCUCUGUCAGAUCCUGAUGCAGCAUUCAGUGAGAAAAUUCUUAGGUUCUAUGCAAAAACCUUUUCUUCUUCUCCAUUUAAUAUGACAAGAGAAGUCUAUACAAGUUUAGCCAGACACUUGGAGUUGUACUUUCUUUCUGGAGAAUAUUGUCUUCGUAUUUCAGCUGGUCUGGAUAUAUCUAACACAGACGUAAAUCGUUUACUUAAAAAGGUCCGCCUUUUAAAUGAGUACCAAAAGGAAGCUCCCUCUUCCUGGAUUCGUCAUCCAGAAAAGUACAUGGAAGAAGUAGUAGAGAGUACCUUAUCGCUUUUGUCAGUAAAACACGAGCCUAAUCAUCCCGCUUCUCCAGAUUUUUUGAGUCCAGUCUACUUCUUGGCUCUGCUAGAUAUCAAAGCAGUAUGGUUUAAAAAGUGGACGCAUGCGUAUUACAGCAGAACAGUGGUAUUUAGGCUUUUGGAAAAGAAAUAUAAAUCUUUGAUUGAUGCAGCUGUCCAGCAAUGUCUUGAUUAUUUUGAAUUUUGCAAGGCAGCUGUUAAUAAAAAUUCCAGAGUCAAUGACUUCUCCCAGCAGCACCGUAGUGAUAAGCAGAACUUUUCUUACACUGGACCAGAAUUGCAGUACAUCUAUUUUGUUCAUUCGCUGUGCCUUUUAGGAAGAUUGUUGAUCUAUAAGCAAGGCCGAAAUCUCUUUCCAGUACAGCUGAAAAAUAAGAAAGAUAGUGUCUCCAUAACCGAUCUGUUGGUAUUAUUUACUCAGCUUAUUUAUUACUCUCCAAGUUACCCAAAGACAGCUUUGGCAGCGCAGACAGACAGUUAUUCUCCAGCAAGUCUUGUUAUGGAGAUUCUGCAAGUUUUUUGUGAUCAAACAGGAUGUACUGCUGAAUGUUUAUAUACGGAUGCAGUGAUAGAUGCCCUACUUCACCCUGUUCAAAGUUUACUGAGUGGCACAGAGGUGUGUAUAAAUUAUCUUGAAACCACUUUAAUUGAUGUAGCUGAUAUUUUGGCAAGGAUUGCUGCUGUAGAAGAUGGUCUUUCUUUUCUUCUUUAUGGAGAAAAUGAAAAAAAAGCCAAAGAAGAUAGUCCUACAGCUGUUCAUGUAAUUGUUCAGUUUACAAAGAAACUUCUUCAUGACGACAUUUCUCUUUUAUCUGGAUCUGAGAUUUUGCCAGUAGUUAAAGGAGCUUUCAUUUUUGUAUGUCGUCAGAUGUACAGAACUUGUGAAGGCCUGCAGAUGCUAAUUCCUUAUGGCUUGCAUGAAUGUAUCGGAGAGGCCUGGAAAAAGACGAGUUUGCUUUCCGAAAGAGUACCCACUCCUGUAAUCGAUGCGGACUUGACUUCGUCAGUAAGUCUAGAGUCAAAAAACACUUUGUUAUGGGAAGAGACUUUGUUAGAUGCCUUGCUAAAUUUUUCUGCUACACCCAAAGGACUAUUUCUGCUUCACAGCACAGGUGCCAUGAAUGACUGUGUGAACUUUAUGUUCAGCAGUUUAUCAAAAAAACUCCAGACAAAUGAGUAUGAAGAGUUUGGUAAUAGAGUGAUUGUUACACAAAUGGCAACAACACCAACAGGUGCAGUAGCUCUACAGCGUUCAGGCUUUAUAAAGACACUUGUAACUGAAUUAUGGGCACUUUUGGAAUGUGGAAAAGAUGAUUUAAGGAUAACCCAACCCAAAUCUACUCCAGUUGACCCUAUUGACCAAAGCUGUCAGAAGUCUUUUCUGUCUCUGAUAAACUUGCUCACUUACCCUGCAGUUUUUGAGUUCCUGAGUAAACAAGAUAUACCAAAUAAGCCAAUGUAUUCAUUCCGCGAAGUACCUACAGAUAUUAUUGAUAUCAUUGACAGGCUUAUAAUUUUGAAUUCAGAAGCUAAAAUUCAUUCCUUAUUCAGUUAUGAACAAUCACAUAUCUUUGGUCUGAGGUUGUUAAAUGUGCUAUGCUGUGAGCUCAAUACCCUUUUACUCUUGGAGACUCAGUAUAAGGUGUCACAAGUUUUACUAACUGCUCAGGAGGAAAAUGUCACAGAAACUUCGGAAGGACCAGGGGAUUUUAUAAUUGAUGGUCUAUCAGUGGAGAGAAACCAUAUUCUUGUAAGAAUAAGUCUGAUUGGAGGACCACAGGAAAGGAUUUUGCCUUUGAGAGUGCUAGAUAAGGGCAGUGAUCCAUAUCCUUGGCCAAUGUUUUCAUCGUUCCCUUUGCCAAAGUGCUAUCUUGCAGAAAUUCCUAGGAGAGCUGAAUUCAGACAAGAUGAAGAUCUUGACAAGCUCUUGUCACUCUUAAAAAGUCCAGAGAAGCAAACUGGGUGGACAGAUAUUUGUAGAAAACAAUUCUGCAAAGUCAUGAAAGCCAGACCAGAUGUCAUCAGUGGAACAAUUUUGGCAGAAUUAAUUGAAACGUUCGUGUCGCAUCUUUCUGAAAGCCGAUCGGAUUGUUAUUUCAGCAUGGGAAACUAUAAAGGAAGACCUGGAAAACAGAGAAGACAGCCCAUCUUUUCCUGUUGACACAAGAUGAAAACCUUCAAAUCCCUGUCACUAGGUUUGUGCAGCAAUAAAUAAGUGACUUGUAAGCAGAAGUCAGUCCCCACCUCUCCUCAGGAUUACCUGAUUUGCAUCUGGAACUAUCCAGGAUGCACAGGAUUGCUUCUCUUUAAAGACGAAGACAAGAUAAGCAAUAGGAGUGAAGCAGGCUUCACCUAGGAAUCCCACAUUUAGGCUAACGAACCAUGUGGGCCAAGUUGCUCAAUGAGCCCUCUUUGCCCUAUGUUGCCCUGCUGCCUACACUCAUUGCUCCCCCACCCCAAGCAACAGGGGUCCUAAUUAUCUCUCUUUUUGGCUCCCUGUGGAACACUGAGUUUGAUUUAGAGGUAGAAAUGUUGGAAAUGAGAGGAAGAUUACCAAAUGAUAAAAAGAAAUAAUUUAUUGUAGAGAAAGAUAACACUGCAUGCGAAAAAUUGUAGAAUAUUCUUUUUGUUGUUGUUGUUUAAAGUUGUUACUGACCAUUAAUAGUUUGCAAUCUUUGGUGUUUCAAAGGAAGUAUUUUCUCUUUUGAAUGAACAAAGUUGUAUUAAAUAGUGGAUUUAAAAAAAAGAUUUGAGAGCAGGCAUACCGAUAUUUCUUAUGAUUAGCUUAUCUGAAGUAUGUAUGAUAGGUUGCUAAUAUAAAGAGGAGUUGCAUGGCUAAAAAAAUAAUAAUAUCAUUUACCCUUAAACCAGUCCAUAUUUAUUGCUCUGAGGUUUUUAUGCAUUUUACAAUGAGGGAGAAAGUCAACUUUCUAUAAUAAUAUUUUUUUAAAUUGUAAAUUGGCUCCUAGAGAAUUCUGCUAUCCUUCAAGUCACUGAUUUCAUUGUGGCUUAAUUUCUAUUUCACAGUUUUAAUUUCUAUUUUAAAGAAAGAAGUGUAAUAUACCUGUUCAACAUAGAAUUUUUGUUUUAUUAGAUAAAUAAAAAGGAAAUUGCCAAAGCACAUUGUUCAUUCCAUUUAAUAAUAGCCACAGUGCUGUAUUAUGUUGUUAUCUAAUUCAUGUUCAGAGAGGUGUUCUGUCCUUUGUUUGAGGAUAAACAGCAUUCUUAUUUGGAAAAUUGAUCUGUCAAUGCAUUUUGGUUUGAAACACAGUGGGUUUCUAGACAGUUAGUUAUAUUAGGUGUAUUGAUAAAUAUCUGUCAAAUGACUUUUGUAGAAAAUUAAAUUUAGUGUAUUAAAUCAGAAGUAUCAUGAGCAUCAUUACAAUAGUACAGUCGCAACAUAUUCCUGCAAGCUUACUAGUCAACUUUUUAUCCAUGAAUUGCAAUAUGCAGUAUUUCAAUAUUCCACUUACUGUUAGUAACAAUUUUCUAAGCUCAAUGGAGCAUAUAAGGUUUCUAGGUCCACUUUUUAAUCAGUGGGAAGUGGUCCUUUGUGUAUUCUAAAUGACUUUAUAGUUUUCUAAAGCCUAGUCUUCCCAGUCUAUUAACUGGUAAACAAAAUGGAAAAUCAAAACUCUUGACCCAGGACAAAGAACCACAGUUUGUGUGUUCCCAUUGUGAGUUGUGCAUUGGCAGCAACUUGACUGCCUAGUUUACGGAGCUAUGAUUAUAUAAAAUACACCAGUGUAUGAAAGCAAGAGGUUUUGCCUUGAUGAGGUACUGUGUGAUGUGAAAUUAUUAUUCAAUCCAAAGUCUAUGUUAAUUUUAUCUUCUUUCACAGUACAGGGGGAAAUAUCAAAAGGAAAACUGAUAAGGAGAAAACCUUUUUCAGCAACUAAGAAAUUAUUACAACAGAGAAGAAAAGGCAAUGAGAAUCAAUGAAAUCAGUUGUGUUCUUUUAAUGUUAAUGGGAAGUAAGCAUUCAGUACUUGCUGUAAACUGGUACAGAAUGGAAACUGGGCUCAGAUUGUGGGUCGUGAUACAGCUGUUCCUCAUUCCACCCUUGCUGGACUGGGAUACCAGCUCUUCCAUUGCCACCCACAGGAGAAUGCACCUUGGAAUGGAGACAGGGCUUCCUUGUGGCUUAGAGAUUGAUGUCCCGCUUGCCUCUCCCCUCCCAUUCAGUAUGGUCGUGCCAGGACUGAAUUAGCUGUUAGUCACAGCCAACUCAUCCCCCUGGUCUGACUUCCAUCGUGGUUUCUAGGACAUAGGUAUGCCUCUUGCCUUCACAACUGCAAACAGGAACCUGAAAAUGAAUUGACUGUUGGUAUAGUAAUUGCAGCUUAAGU